AUGCUAUGUCGCCAGCUAGAGCGGCAUAAAAGUGAGUUCCAGCAUAUAGUGGUACUGCUUCCUUCCCGCUCUUCUUGGCUCUCUUCAAUACAGGUAAGCUAUAAGCCUCAUCUUGUCACAAUGCUUGGGAAGGCGUCACUUGCGUCGGGUCUGCUAUGGACAUCAGUUUCGUUAGCACUCUCAUUCAAUCGUACGCAGUGCCAAUACCCUACAAAAGACCUGCUCGAAGGCUGUCCCAAUGGAACUCUGUUAGUUGGAGCAAACCAGACAUAUACAAGCGUACAGUCUGCAGUCCUGAGCUUGCCGAAGAACAACGCUAGCUACACCAUCCUCGUUCUACCUGGCGACUACACCGAGCAAGUCAACAUUACCCGCCAAGGACCAGUGACCAUCCUAGGACAGACAUACCACCCCAACAAUGCAUCUGCCAACCUUGUCAACAUCAUCUGGCAUAACGCCACCGGUACAGCAACAAUCGGAACGUACGACAAUACAUACACCAGCACCUUGACAGUCGCGCCAACUCUCAACUCCAGCUUGACAGGUUCUGGACCAACAGGUAAUGCCGUGCUCGCAGAGACGCCGUUUGGCAACGAGAACUUCCGAGCUUACAACCUCAACUUCAUCAACGAUUAUCUUCCAUACUCCGCAGGACCGAGCUUGGCGCUAAGCAUGAGCUAUUCCAAUGCAGGCUUCUACUAUAGCCAGUUCUUGAGCUACCAGGAUACGGUGUACGUAGGAAAGCUGGGCAAUGCCUACAUGCACGAGUGUAUCAUCGGCGGACAAACCGACUUCUUCUACGGCUUCGGCACUCUCUGGGUCGAAAACUCGAACGUCCUCUUACGUGGCUGUGGCGGGGGUAUCACAGCAUGGAAGGGCACCAACAACACACACGAGAACAAAUACGGCGUCUACAUCCACGACAGCCAAGUCAUCGCCGCCAACGAUACGCUGGACAUCACCCACAAAUGCGCCCUUGGCAGGCCUUGGAACGCCCAACAUCGAAGCAUAUUCUCCAACAGCUAUCUGGAUGAUAGCAUUCUUCCUGCGGGAUACAUUGAGUGGAGCACGACAGAACCUCGCGUGCACUUCAACACGACCAUGGCAGAAUAUCACACCUACGGCCCCGGCUUCAACGCAACCGCACGUGCAGCAAGCAAUGUGACCAUCGAGCUGACGACACAGCAGUACGAACCAUACUCGACGCCAGAGAAAGUCUUUCAAUUUCCCUUUACGGGAACUUUUGGCAAUACUGCCUGGAUCGAUAAAGAUCCGCUAGCCUGUUGA
This is a messenger RNA of Fulvia fulva, 1287 nucleotides long. RefSeq names its product putative pectinesterase A. Bases 1 to 1287 code for a protein of 428 amino acids. Gene Ontology annotation, biological process: cell wall modification. The transcript has 5 exons. NCBI's taxonomy places the organism in Eukaryota, Fungi, Ascomycota, Dothideomycetes, Mycosphaerellales, Mycosphaerellaceae. The record is from RefSeq and is a predicted model, not a curated record. Gene Ontology annotation, molecular function: pectinesterase activity.